CGUCUCCGCCCCCUCCCGCCCCGCCCCCCGCCGCCUCCCGCCGCCCGCGGAUGCUCUCGGCAGCGGCGGCCGCGGUGCCCGGGCGGCGGGGGCAUGGCGGCCCCGGACAGCUGUGUCAAGGUGGCCGUGAGGAUCCGUCCCCAAUUGUCCAAAGAGAAAAUAGAGGGAUGUCACAUCUGCACCUCAGUGACGCCUGGCGAGCCCCAAGUCCUGCUGGGGAAGGACAAGGCCUUCACCUACGACUUUGUCUUUGACCUGGACACAUGGCAGGAGCAGAUCUACACAACGUGCGUGGGCAAGCUCAUCGAAGGCUGCUUCGAGGGCUACAAUGCCACCGUGCUGGCGUACGGCCAGACUGGUGCAGGGAAGACGUACACCAUGGGCACUGGCUUCGACAUGAACAUCUCUGAGGAAGAGCAGGGCAUCAUCCCGCGGGCCAUCGGCCACCUCUUCAGUGGCAUCGAGGAGCGCAAGCAGGCCGCGCAGAGUCAGGGUGUGGCGGCACCCGAGUUCAAAGUCAGCGCCCAGUUCCUGGAGCUCUACAAUGAGGAGAUCCUGGACCUGUUUGACAGUACCCGUGACCCUGAUGCACGCCACCGCAAAUCCAACAUCAAAAUCCAUGAGGAUGCCAGUGGGAGCAUCUACACCACGGGUGUCACGUCGCGCCUCAUCAGCUCGCAGGAUGAGCUGAUCCAGUGCCUAAAACAGGGGGCUCUUUCCCGCACCACCGCCAGCACCCAGAUGAACGUGCAGAGCUCCCGGUCCCAUGCCAUCUUCACCAUUCAUCUAUGCCAGAUGAGAGUGUGCACCCGCCCGGAGCUGGUGAAUGGGGAGGUGAACAGCCUCCUGGACGGAGCCCAGCCCACCACCGAGUACGAGACCCUCACGGCCAAGUUUCACUUUGUAGACCUGGCUGGCUCAGAGAGGCUGAAGCGAACAGGUGCUACUGGCGAGAGAGCGAAGGAAGGCAUCUCCAUCAACUGUGGGCUGCUGGCCUUGGGGAACGUCAUUAGUGCCCUCGGAGACCAGAGCAAGAAAGUUGUGCACGUGCCCUACCGUGACUCCAAGCUCACCCGCCUGCUGCAGGAUUCCCUUGGGGGCAACAGCCAAACCAUCAUGAUCGCCUGUGUAAGCCCAUCUGACCGGGACUUCAUGGAGACCCUGAACACGCUCAAGUAUGCUAACCGGGCUCGCAACAUCAAGAACAAGGUGGUGGUGAACCAGGACAAGACAAGUCAACAGAUCAGUGCCCUGCGGGCCGAGAUCGCCCGCCUGCAGAUGGAGCUGAUGGAGUACAAGGCGGGCAAGCGGGUCAUUGGGGAGGAUGGCUCGGAGGGCUACAGUGACCUUUUCCGCGAGAACGCCAUGCUGCAGAAGGAGAACAGCACCCUGCGCAUGCGGGUGAAGGCCAUGCAGGAGGCCAUCGAUGCUAUCAACAGCAGGGUCACCCACCUCAUGAGCCAGGAGGCCAAUCUGAUGCUGGCCAAGGCAGGUGAUGGUAAUGAAGCCAUUGGCACCCUCAUCCAGAACUACAUCCGGGAGAUUGAAGAGCUGAGGACGAAGCUUUUGGAGAGCGAGUCCAUGAAUGAGUCUCUGCGUCGCAGCCUCUCACGUGUCUCUGCCCGGCCCCCCUACUCCAUGGGCUCGUCCCCAGCGUCUGGCUUGGCUGGCCUGUGCAGCCCCGCUGCUCCGGUGGAGACAGAGGCCUCUGAUGUCCUCCGACGGGCCAAGCAGGACCUGGAGCGCCUGAAAAAGAAAGAGAGGAGGCAGCGGAGGAAAAGCCCGGAGAAGGAAGCAUUUAAGAAGCGGCAGAAACUGCAGCAGGACAAUGGGGAGGAGACGGAUGAGAACGAGGUGGAAGAGGAGGAGGAGGAACAGGAUGAGAGUGGCUGUGAGGAAGAAGAUGGACAUGAAGAUGAGGAUGAGGACUCAGCCAGUGAAGAGAGCCUGGUGGACUCAGACUCGGAUGCAGAGGAGAAGGCCGUGAAUUUCCAGGCCGACCUGGCGGAUCUGACUUGCGAGAUAGAGAUCAAGCAGAAGCUGAUUGAUGAGCUGGAGAACAGCCAGCGGCGCCUGCAGACCCUGAAGCACCAGUAUGAGGAGAAGCUGAUCCUGCUGCAGAACAAGAUUCGGGACACACAGCUGGAGCGGGACCGGGUCCUGCAGAACCUCAGCACCAUGGAGUGCUACACAGAGGAGAAAGCCAACAAGAUCAAAGCAGACUACGAGAAGCGGCUGAAGGAGAUGAACCGGGACCUGCAGAAGCUCCAGGCAGCCCAGAAGGAGCAUGCUCGCCUGCUCAAGAACCAGUCCCGCUACGAGCGGGAGCUGAGGAAGCUGCAGGCGGAGGUGGCCGAGAUGAAGAAGGCAAAGGUUGCGCUGAUGAAGCAGAUGCGAGAGGAGCAGCAGCGGAGGCGGCUGGCAGAGACAAAGAGGAAUCGGGAGAUCGCGCAGCUCAAGAAGGAGCAGCGCCGGCAGGAGUUUCAGAUCCGGGCUCUGGAGUCUCAGAAGCGGCAGCAGGAAAUAGUGCUGCGGAGGAAAACCCAGGAGGUCUCAGCGCUGCGCCGUCUCGCCAAGCCCAUGUCAGACCGGGUCGCAGGCAGGACAAGCCAGAAGCCGGCCAUGCUGGACUCAGGCGCGGAGGUCUCGGCCAGCACCACCUCCUCCGAGCCCGAGUCUGGCGCUCGCUCCGUCUCCAGCAUCGUGCGCCAGUGGAACAGGAAAAUCAACAACUUUCUGGGAGACCCUUCAUCCUCCGUGAAUGGGGCUCGGCCCGCCAGGAAGAAGUUCCCCAAGAAGGGGGCGAGCCAGACCUUCAGCAAAGCCGCCCGCCUCAAGUGGCAGUCACUGGAGCGGCGCAUCUUCGACAUCGUGAUGCAGAGGAUGACCAUUGUCAACCUGGAGGCUGACAUGGAGCGGCUCAUCAAGAAACGCGAGGAGCUGGCACUGCUGCAGGAAGCAUUGCUGGGCAAGAGGAUGAAACUGCAGGCAGAGAGCCCCAAGGAGCAGAAAGGGCUACAGGAGCUGAACGAGGAGAUUGAGGUGCUGGGGGCCAACAUUGACUACAUCAAUGACAGCAUUUCUGACUGCCAGGCCACCAUCAUGCAGAUCGAGGAGACCAAGGAGGAGCUGGACUCCACAGACACCUCAGUCGUGAUCAGCUCCUGCUCCCUGGCCGAAGCCCGGCUCCUGCUGGACAACUUCUUGAAGGCUUCCAUCGACAAGGGGCUGCAGGUGGCUCAGAAGGAGGCCCAGAUCCGCCUGCUGGAGGGGCGCCUGCGGCAGACGGACAUGACUAGCUCCUCGCAGAACCAUGCCAUCCUGGAUGCCCUGCGAGAGAAGGCUGAGUCGCACCCCGAGCUGCAGGCCCUGAUCCACAACGUCCAGCAAGAGAAUGGCUACACCAGCACGGAUGAGGAGGUCUCAGAGUUCAGCCUGGCUUCAGAUGGGAGCAUCUCCCAGUCUUUCACCAUGAAGGGCUCAGCAAGCCAGGAUGAUUUCAAGUUCAAGGGAGAGCCCAAGCUCUCAGGGCAGAUGAAGGCAGUGUCAGCUGAGUGUCUAGGACCCACGCUGGACGUCUCCACCAAGAACAUCACCAAGUCCUUGGCAUCCCUCAUGGAGAUCAAAGAGGAUGGGAUCAGCUUCUCCAUCCGAGACCCCUAUUACAAGGAGAAGGUGUCACGCACCAUCAGCCUUCCGACGCGAGGAAGCACCUUUCCCAGGCAAUCUCGUGGCUCGGACACUUCACCUCUGACAAGGAGGAAAUCCUAUGACCGUGGCCAACCUGCCAGGCCUCCAGAUGUUGGCUUCACGCCUCCCUCAUCCCCACCCACCCGUCCACGCAACGACCGCAAUGUCUUCUCUCGUCUCACAAGCAACCAGAGCCAGGGGUCUGCCUUGGAUAAGUCUGAUGACAGCGAUUCCUCUGUCUCGGAGGUGCUGAGGGGCAUCAUUAACCCGGUGGGUGGCACCAAGAAUGCCCGGACAGCCCCGCUGCAGUGCGUCUCCAUGGCAGAAGGACAUACCAAGCCUGUGCUCUGCCUGGAUGCCACCGAUGAGCUGCUUUUCACUGGGUCCAAAGACCGGAGCUGCAAAAUGUGGAACCUGGUGACGGGCCAAGAAAUUGCUUCCCUCAAGGGUCACCCAAACAAUGUGGUUUCCAUCAAGUACUGCAGCCACACGGGGCUGGUGUUCACUGUGUCCACAUCGUACAUCAAAGUGUGGGACAUCCGGGACUCGGCCCGGUGCAUCCGCACCCUCACAUCUUCUGGACAGGUGAUCUCUGGGGACGCGUGUGCUGGGACCACCACCCGCACUGUCACCAGCGUGCAGGGGGAGCACCAGAUCAACCAGAUUGCUCUCAACCCCACUGGCACUAUGCUCUAUGCUGCCACUGGUAACUCUGUCCGCAUCUGGGAGCUGAGCAGGUUGCAGCCCAUUGGGAAGCUGAGUGGCCACAUCGGGCCUGUGAUGUGUCUCACGGUAAACCAGACGGCGAGCAACCACGACCUGGUGGUCACAGGCUCCAAAGAUCACUACGUCAAGGUGUUUGAGAUUGCUGAGGGCAUGGUGGGCAAUAUUGGCCCCACUCACAACUUUGAGCCCCCUCACUACGAUGGCAUCGAGUGCCUGGCCAUCCAGGGAGACAUCCUUUUCAGCGGCUCCAGGGACAACGGCAUAAAGAAGUGGGAUCUGGAGCAGCAGGAACUUAUCCAGCAAAUCCCCAAUGCCCACAAAGACUGGGUCUGUGCCCUUGCCUUCAUCCCUGGCCGCCCCAUGGUGCUGAGUGCCUGCCGAGGAGGCAUGAUCAAAGUCUGGAAUGUGGACACCUUCACCCCGGUUGGGGAGAUCAAAGGGCAUGACAGCCCCAUCAAUGCCAUCUGCACCAACUCAAAGCACAUCUUCACUGCCUCCAGCGACUUGACAGUGAAGCUGUGGAGCGGGAGGAGGUUACCCGCGGGGUCAAACUAAGAACUGCAAAAAGGCUGGAAGACAUGACAGGAGGGUGAAGGUCACAGUACCUCUCCCUCGCUAUCAAGACCCGGUCACCUACAGGAGCCCAUGGAUAGGGAUUUCUUUGUGCCUGACGCAAUGGGGUGGACGAUGUCCCAUAUGGUACUUUGAGCACUGCCAGCCCCUGUGAGGAGGCAGCUCUGUGGGUCACCGUCAGCUCCACCUUCCCUCCUACUGAGGUUUCUUGAUGGUUUUCCAUUGACCAGGAAGUGUUUCGUCUGUCUUCUCACUCACCCUGCUGUAAUGCCUGCUGGGACUUCCAGGGGUCAGAGCUCCUUGACUCCUUCUCAAAGACACCCAAUUCCCUGCUGCCACCAUGAUCUGCUGCUUCUGUCCCUGUUGGCUCCGGGGCUGGUUCCUGUAGGAGUCUUUCUCCACUCCAUGGCCACGAGGACAUUUGGUGUCUGCUGGCCAGGACCACAGCAUAGAGGGGCUGUUUCUUUGAAGAUGUUACUCAUGGGACAGCCUCUCUGCUGUUGGGGGUCUGCAGAAGGAUUUCCAGGUAGUCCCAUCGUUUCCCAUCUUCCAUCUACCUGUCCCCAGCGGUUGGAGCUGUGCACCUCUGAGCUCCUUUGCCCUGUCCCAGAUCUGGAGACAUGGCAAGCCUGGGAAGAUCUUCAUAAGAACAACCCGCUGCAGUUCCCUUCGAUGUUCUCCAAACGCCAGUCAUAAACUCAACUGACCCAUGGCUCUCGGGCUCUUCCCCAUGUGCCCACCCUGCUCUGCAGUGGGGAAGGGAAGGGCUGGUUAGCCCUGCUCUUGACACCUUGGCCCUCAGCAGGGCUUUUGUGGUGGGUUCCUGCAGCAUGUUAACCCCCUUGAGAUGGAGAAACAAAGCAAGAAUGGAGGUUACAGGGCAAAGAAGCCAAGGCUGGAUUUGUCACCCCCACCCCUGUGGGCCCAUCUUGUUCUGCCAUCACUGGGAGCUGGAGGCUGUAAAUCCUUCCCCCAGGCUCUGCUCUCAGCCCUCUACCUGGGAGGGGGGCUAGCUCAGGUUUGGCCUGUCGGCCCCCGUGGAUCCGGGAGCCAGAGAGGGCCCAGCAAGGCAUGGAGCAGCUGGAGGACAGGCCAGGUUGGAGUCAGCUGUGCCAGAAGCAGGGUGAGGAAGGGGUUGCACACGCUGGUCUUGCACAAGUCCCCUGAUUCACCCAAUGCUUGAAGGACAAUCCUGCAGUGGAUGAUCUUGCACAGUCCAAUCUCCAUGAAAGGCUGGGAGCUCUAUCCAGGAGUGUUUCCCCAGGCACUCAGCUUCUCCAGGCUCCCUCCUCCCUCUCUCCUGUUCAAGGGGCUGGCAAGGCCCUGGUCUCACACUGGAGCUUUUCUCCAUCUCUCCUGUGGCCUGCUGGACCAUCCCCUGCUCCAUCGUGCCCUGGACCGGGCAGGGCUUCUCGCAGGAUGGCCAAGGAGACCCUAGGAUUGGUGCUCUUGCCUCACAUGCUCUUAGUUCCCUUCUGUCACAGAAGCAGCAGCGUUUGAACUCAAAUUUAAGGAUUUCUCCACAUGAUCCUACCAGCACUGAACUGGGAUCUCAGCGGUCAGGGGCUCCAGGACCUGCCCCAUAAAGCACAGACUGUUUUCCCUCUGCUUUCUCCAACCAUGGUGACUCAUGGACCAGCCCCAGAUCAUUUGCCACCAGCCCUUGUUAAAACCAUUCUGGGUGGAGCAUGGUAAUUCCUCCACAUCCUGAAAGACAGGAGCAUCUCUGUUGAUUUGAUGGAGGGGUUUGCCUUUUGGCGGGGGGGAAAACCCAUUCUACUGCCUUGCCUUGGUGGAGGGCAUGAUGGCGUGCGUGGGUGUGACCCUGCCCAGGACUGUGUCCAGUCCUUUGUGAUUGUGGCUGAGCCCUGCACAGGCCUGGACUGGUGGCUGCAUUGAGGCAAGGAGCCCUCCUGCUGCAGCUGGUGGAGAAGUGGUGCCAGUGCUGGCAGCUCUGGGCUCUGCACCCUGCGGGACUGGAGGGGGCAAAAAAAAAAAGCAUGGGGGCACCCUGAUGCACAGAUGUGGGGGGCUGGAGGAGGUGUGGCCCUCCAAGCCUGUCUUGGAGAGGGUUUCCCUGCUCAUUCCUCAGCCAGUUUAGCCUUUGCUUGGCUGGGGGUGUGUGUGUGUGUGGGGGGGGUGUUUGUAGCCAGAUGCACUGUGUGCAUCGGUGUCUGCACAAGAUCUGCCAGUGCCCAACAGGAAACCUCUCGCUGCUCCCUCCUGAAGUCAGUGAAGGGACCUGCUCUUGUGGGGCUUGGGGUCAGACUACCUUGUCUUUCACCACCAGUUUCUUCCUGUGUGUAGGCUGCAAGUGCCUGCUUCAUUUCCCAGGGCUGAGUGGCCAAUCCUGGAUGAUGCUGAGCAUCCACCUCACUGCUACGUCCAGCAGCAUGUUGAGGGGGCUUCAAGGUUUUUGCAGCCUGCAGGUGGAGUGAGCUGGGUACUGCGGCACAGCAGCAAGUGUCUGGAAAGGGGGGGGGGUCUUUGAAGUAAGCAGUGACUGUGAUCCCAUAGCAUUGUGUGUGUGUGUACGUCUUAGUAUCUGUGUGGGUUGGUAUUUACCACGCAGGAAAGAGUUUCUUGGGUGUUGAUCUGGUUUAGCUACCUCAUGGUGCAAGCUGGGUGCUGUCGUCAUUGGGUUUCGUUUUUGGGGAUAGGGUGGGGAGUUUGUGUUUUUAGUCUUUUCUUCUCUUAAUUAUUGUUAUUGUUAUGGUUUUGACACUUGAAUUCAUCCUGGGGACACGUGGCCUCACCCCCACCUUGCUGCAUGUCUGAGCCGCCCCUUGUGUUCCCCUUCCUGCCGUCUCCUGCGCAGCAUAGCAGGACCAGCAUCCUGCUCUCCCCUGUGUUCCCAGCUCCCACCUUUGCAGUGGGAUCCCCCAACUGAGUCACAACACUGAGAUUUUGCUCCUGUUGCUGGUGGGGUGCUUGGACUGAGGCUUGGUGUUGUUGCUGUCAGUUAUUGGGUUGAUUUGCAGUCUGGAAGUGGUCCCUCUUGUCCCUUUGAAGGGUGGAAAGGGACCUCUGAGAGGCUCAGCUCAGCCUGUAUUCCUGCCUCUGGUCUCACAGAUACUCUCUGUGGAUGCAAUGAAGCCCUUAUUGUCUGGGAAAUGUCCAUGCAAAGCAGACUGCUGGAAUGGGCUAGUCCUAGUCACAAUUUUCCAGAGCCUGCUGUAAUCUGGUGGCAGCCUCGAGCAGCGUGAACUAGUGCUGUAAAAGCCUUUGUCCAGGGUGGAGGCGGUGUGUGAGAGAAGCUGAUUCUUGUGUGUGAUGUUUGAUUUUUUCAUCCCCAAAAUAUAGUUGAAUCUAGAUCCUGUCCCAGGCACUGAACAUAAACCAGGGUAGCCCUGGAGCCCCCAGAUUACCCCCUACUUGGGGCUGGGGAGCCAACACAGGGUCGUAUUCCACUCCCCUGGCACAAUGGGGUUUGGGAAGGGGCUCACAGCUCUGAGUCACACUGUUGGGUUGGGAGGGGCAGGUUCCCCCAAACACUAAAGCACAAGGUCCUAACAUGCAGGUGGUCUAGCAAGGGUGGCCCCUUGGAUUCUGGUCCUUCAGAGCUCAGACUGGGGCCAUGGGCUUGGACAACCAAGGUGGAGGUGGGUUGAGGGAUGUCAGUGAGGGCUGUUUGCCUGCCGGAGGAAGCAGGUGAGGUGUUUAAUCCUUUUGCACUGUGCUGGGGUGCUCCCCUGGGGCUCAGGACUUGCACUGCUGCAUAGCUUAAGUCCCUUCUUGUGGUGUCUGAGCCCCUCAGCCCCUCUAUUGCAGGGACAUUUUGGAGCUGCCUUCACACCAUGCACCUCGUUUUGCUUCACCCUUGGGUGCCUUGGUUUGCACCAAGGGUGUGAUGAUACCUGCAGUCCAGGGAAGUCCUUCCCUUCCUCAAAUCUCUGGGUGAUGCUUUUGUCCCAGGCCCUGACUCUUGCUCUGUGGGUCUCCUCCCUCCAGCACACAGGAGCCAGCUCCAGCCUCUGCUGAGGGUGUAGUCCUGGCCCAGAGCUGAGCUUUGCACACUCAAAUGAUGGAGAUGACUCAGGAGCCCAAAAGCACUGUGAGCCCACCCAGAGAGCCUAGGCACUGCGCCUUCCCUGGCACCUAUGCUCUUAUGGCACAAAUGCCAGGCUGGUAGUGCAUCUCUCAGUCUGGCCAGCUGUGAGGGGCUGGAGCACCAGGGUCCUGUCCCCCCAGGUACAUUGGUCCUCCCCAGCACCUCUGAGCACAGCUGCUUUGGGGUCACAGAUACUGCCUCCUGCCUUGGUGCUGCAGAACCAGUGCCUGCUCCCCAGGAUGCUCUCCUAGUGUCCCUAUCCCAGUCAUUCCCCUGUCCCAUGCUGGAUGGGGUCCAGGUACGAUCCCUGCAGAGCACAGGGCUCCCACUUGCUUUUCAGCAACCUCACUGGGGCUUUGCUCUGUACUGCAGGCUGCAUGCCCUUUCUGAGCCCCCUUCACCCUCCUGGGGAGGGAAGGGGACCCCUGGUGCCUCCAUGUACUGCACGGUGCUCCAGCUGUAAGUGGGAGGGAGCCCAGCAGAGCCCUGACCCCCAGACCCUGGCCUGGCCUGGCCUGGCCUCCUGGGCCUCACCCCCAGAAAAGCACAGCCCUGCACCAUUCUCCUGCCCCCAGGGGCUUGUCCCCUCAUCCAUAACAGCUCUGCCCCUGGUACCUGCCAGCUGUUCUGCACCCCCAUGUCCUGGGACCACCCGCUACCCUCCGGUCCAGCCCUGCGACAGGGCUUCGGCAGCUGCAGCGUUGUAGCGCCUGCUUUGUCACCCCUUCCCGCUGCACAAGUAUGGCAAAUAGCAGGUGCCUUUUCUUGCUUGGAGCUGUUUUCUAGAGGCCAACUCUUGUGAAGGCUUUUUUUUCUCUGCUGGGUCAUGCAGCCCAGCCCAGCAGUCUGGGUUUGUCAAAGGACAAGGUGUGUACAUAUAUUUUAUACCCUGAUGUGUUCCUGUAAAUAGUGUAAGUUAUUUUGGUCUCAUGAUGUACAUGUUUUUUCAAUGGCUGUGUUUGUUCCUUGCCUCUUUGUCUUCACAAAUAAAACAUACUGAGAUGAA
This is a messenger RNA of Aquila chrysaetos chrysaetos, 10046 nucleotides long. RefSeq names its product kinesin family member 21B (gene KIF21B). Gene Ontology annotation, molecular function: ATP binding; microtubule binding; microtubule motor activity. Gene Ontology annotation, biological process: microtubule-based movement; mitotic spindle organization. The record is from RefSeq and is a predicted model, not a curated record. The transcript is spliced from 35 exons. Bases 94 to 4971 code for a protein of 1625 amino acids. NCBI's taxonomy places the organism in Eukaryota, Metazoa, Chordata, Aves, Accipitriformes, Accipitridae.